CGCGUGAGAACGUUUGUUCACGUGUACUUGGGAACCGCAUUUGAGCUCCAGCGCGAUGUCUAUACCUCUCGUUCCAAUCACACCACGGCGGGCCGUAGAUGACUUCACAACCCCGGAAUCGCGCGAGGCAUCUGAUGAAGAGCCAUACGGAGGCGAGGAAGAGGGAAGGUACUUUUCGGAUGCAGAGAGGCGUUUGGCAUUCAAUCCCAAUCAUGCAAGCGCAUUGCGCAGUCGACUGUUUGCCAACACAGGGCAAAAUCUUGAUAAUCCUGAUGAGCUGCAUUCUCCACUCAAACACACUAUAUACGACCUCAUGGAGGAUCCCACAUCUUCAACGGCAGCGUUCGUCGUGCAUGUCUUCACUACAUCCCUUAUCGUCCUUUCUGCUGUUAUUACCGUACUUGAGACACUCCCCCCUUUUCACUCGACGCCAAGUCUGGUUUGGUUUGGUUUGGAAACAGCACUCGUUGUUUGCUUCACCGUAGAAUAUCUCUGUCGUGCCUUUGCGCACUCGGAAACACAAUCAAGCCUAUGGAAGUGGAUGACUUCGUUUUUCUCUGUUAUUGAUCUGCUUGCUAUACUGCCUUAUUACAUCGAGAUUGCCCUCCAAGCUGAUACGAAUGAGUUCUUCCGCUUCUCCAUUCUGCGUACGUCGCGACUACUCCGCGUCUUUAGGCCAUUCAGAUACAGCAACACCAUCCUGUUGACGAUAGAAGUUAUGUAUUUGAGCAUGAAAAGGAGCAAGGACGCUCUUCUAGCGCUUGGCUUCUUCGUUCUGAUGGUUUUGAUCGUGUUUAGCACCCUUCUAUACUUUGCUGAGAGAGGCUCGUGGGAUGCGUCCCUCGACACUUUCGUGGAUUCAGACGGCAACCCAACUCAAUUUGAGAGCAUACCAGGAGCAGCAUGGUUCGUCCUUGUCACGAUAACAACCGUGGGAUUCGGCGAGAUCAUCCCGAGAACAAUCCUCGGCCGCUUCUUUACCAUUCCAUUGCUCCUCUUUGGGCUGCUGCUGAUUGCGUUGCCGUCUUUCGUCCUGGGUCGGCAAUUUUCUGCAGUAUGGGAAGCAAUGGCGGCCCGGGGGGCAGGGUGAGUCGUUUUUUACCCUCUAAAGGAAGGGCCUGACUCAGCAUUUCUUGAUGCCCACGACCCCCAACAUCAGAGUACUAACCAAUCGAGGCGU
Molecule: messenger RNA, 1180 nt
Organism: Cantharellus anzutake
Lineage: Eukaryota; Fungi; Basidiomycota; Agaricomycetes; Cantharellales; Hydnaceae
Exons: 7
Coding region: 56-1090 (344 amino acids)
Biological process (GO): potassium ion transmembrane transport
Cellular component (GO): membrane
Molecular function (GO): voltage-gated potassium channel activity
Source: RefSeq, a predicted model, not a curated record